Planococcus citri (citrus mealybug) is the source of this 921-nucleotide messenger RNA. RefSeq names its product prolyl endopeptidase-like. The record is from RefSeq and is a predicted model, not a curated record. Gene Ontology annotation, molecular function: oligopeptidase activity; serine-type endopeptidase activity. The transcript has 8 exons. Lineage: Eukaryota; Metazoa; Arthropoda; Insecta; Hemiptera; Pseudococcidae. The coding region runs from base 1 to 921 and encodes 306 amino acids. Gene Ontology annotation, biological process: proteolysis. Gene Ontology annotation, cellular component: cytosol.
AUGGUUGGAAAAGAUAGCUGUUACUGCGAUAGAAAAUCUUCACAUCUAGUUUUUCUCUUUAAAUCACCACUCACCCCUGCUAUCAAUUAUCACUGCGAUUUAUCUAAGGCAUCAUUCGAUCUCGAAAUUUUAAAUGAAGCUAAGGACCUCAAAAAAGAUGGAAACAAUUUCACGUACAUGUUCGGAGUGGGUGAUUUAGAUUUAAGUAUGUUCCCUUAUUUUGUCACCAGUUCUACAGCAAUCAUCAGUAAUUUUGACGGCAUACACGUCAUAGCUAGUAUUCGAGGUGGAGGUGAAUAUGGCAACAAAUGGCAUGAAGGCGGAAUGAUGGAGAAAAAACAGAAUUCUUUCGACGAUUUCAUAGCCGCUGCUGAAUAUCUGAUUGCAGAAAAGUACACAAAUAGCAAACUACUCGCUAUUGAGGGUGGAGGUGCAAACGGAGGUCUUUUAGCAGGUGCUUGUCUUACUCAAAGACCCGACUUGUUUGGAGCCGUUUACGUCGAUGAAGGAACAUUGGAUAUGUUGCGAUUUGACAAAUUUACACAACAAAAGGUAUUAGUAAGCGAGUAUGGUUCGCCUACUGAUCCAAAAUUUUUCCCUCUUUUGCACAAGUACUCACCUUUACAUAAUAUUAAAAUUCCAGAAGGUUGUGACAAGCAAUAUCCUGCUGUCAUGUUGUACGCCGAAGGCCUUUGUGAUCCAGAUGCGCCUCUCCACUCAUUGAAAUUCAUCGCCACAUUACAAUACGAGGCUAAGAAACACUCCAAUCAGAAAAAUCCUUUCAUUCUCAGUAUGAAAACAGAUACCGAUGAUACUAGUAAAUCUGAUAAACCAGACGAUCAUAUGUAUGACGAUAUCAUAGACAUGAUGUCUUUCUUCAUAAUCAACCUCGGAAUCAAGUUCCAUCCUAUCUUCAAAUAA